CUCGACACAAACAACUCACGAGACCAUGUCCGCAGCCAAGUGCCCUGUGUGCACCAAGACGAGGCCCAACGCGAGUAGGAGGCGCAUGCAACGGGUGCCGGCCACAAGUGCAGAGCAAGAGUGGGCGAAGAGAGGGGAAGGGGAGAGAGAGAGAGAGACGCUAUAGAGGUGGCAAUCUUGGAGGCGUAGGCGUCUGUGGAGAAAGGGGCGGUUUCGAGGUGAUGGUUCCUUCCUCCCCCUGGCCCGAAAGGGAACGACGCCAAACUUGGACAACCUAGUGGGGCUUUCUUCUUGGUAGCGACUCACGGAUGUGCCGGUGGGCGAGCGAGGACAGGCAUACCCGAUGGAGUCAGUGCGCGCGCUGUCAAAGACAUUCCACAAGGCGUGCCUCAAGUGCUCGACAUGCGGCAUGUCGCUCAACCUGAAGACGAUCGAGAGUGAGGGCGGAGUGCUGUACUGCAAGGUGCACCUGCCCAAGGCGACGGCAACGUCUGUGGCUGACUCUGUGGAUGUGCAGCGGGCGACGUCUGCGCCGAAGCGGCCGGUCAAGAGUGGGAUGACGGCGCCGCCGCCAUCGGGCCCGCGGCCUACGCGGACGGGUGGCUCGAGCGGAGGAGGCUCGUCGCGCUUUGCCUCGGCGGGCGACAAGUGCCCGGUCUGCACCAAGACAGUGUACCCGACCGAGGCUGUUGCGGCGCUCGGGCACAAGUACCACAAGGCAUGCUUCCGGUGCUCCGAGUGCAACAUGUCGCUCAACCUGAAGAACUUCCAGUCGCGCGACAAGAUCCUGUUCUGCAAGCCGCACCUCCCUAAGGAGUCGCACACCGCUGUUGCCGACGACAUCCACACCCAGCGUGCCAUCAACGCGCCGAAGCGGACCAUGGCCCAGGGCGUGCGGUCCGACCUCGAGGGCGGUAAGCUCGUCGAUGCCUCCAACUUUUCCGAGAACGACUUCCAGCGCGAGUCGCACUUUGACCCGGUGAACCAGACGACCGAGUCGCUGCCCGGUGCGCGCCAGGAGGAGGAGCCCGAGAUCAACACCGGCGGUUCGGGCGGCUGGGGCGCCCCUGCGCCUGCUGCCGCAGAGCCGGAGCCGGCCUCGGGAGGCUGGGGCACCCCUGCGCCUGCUGCCGCAGAGCCGGAGCCGGCCUCGGGAGGCUGGGGCGCUCCCGCGCCUGCUGCCGAGCCGGAGCCGGUCGCUGAGCCCGCCGCCGACGAGUGGGCCGCAGAGCCUGCCGCAGAGCCUGCCGCCGACGGGUGGGCCGCAGAGCCUGCCGCAGAGCCCGCCGCCGACGAGUGGGCCGCAGAGCCCGCCGCCGACGAUUGGGGCGCAGAACCCGCCGCAGAGCCCGCCGCCGACGAGUGGGGCGCAGAGCCCGCCGCAGAGCCUGUUGCCGAUGAGUGGGCUGCCGAGGCCGACACUGGCUCCUACCUGUACCAAGUCCAGGCCAUGUACGAGUACGUGGUGGAGGAGGAUGGCGAGCUCGGGUUCCCCGAGGGUGCUGUGGUCAACGUGCUCGAGGAGCUGUCGGAGGACUGGUGGCACGGCGAGUACAACGGUGCUGUCGGCAUGUUCCCCGCCAACUACGUCCAGCGGAUCUAA
Molecule: messenger RNA, 1603 nt
Organism: Thecamonas trahens ATCC 50062
Lineage: Eukaryota; Apusomonadida; Apusomonadidae
Product: transcription factor lim1, variant
Exons: 2
Coding region: 344-1603 (419 amino acids)
Biological process (GO): actin filament bundle assembly
Cellular component (GO): actin cytoskeleton; plasma membrane
Molecular function (GO): actin filament binding
Source: RefSeq, a predicted model, not a curated record